Molecule: messenger RNA, 2271 nt
Organism: Trypanosoma grayi
Lineage: Eukaryota; Euglenozoa; Kinetoplastea; Trypanosomatida; Trypanosomatidae
Exons: 1
Coding region: 1-2271 (756 amino acids)
Source: RefSeq, a predicted model, not a curated record
AUGAGGCAGAGGUCGAGGGCCACGCCUGUGUCGCAGGUGGAGAGUGAGGAUGCAAAGCUGGAGAGCUUUGGACGGCUGCUCUACGAGACUUUUGACAAGACCGUCCGUCCGUCCAUCUUUGAUCUCCAGCUGCGGUACUACGGCGACUACUUGCACCACUUCGGCUUCUCUGUAGAGACAGAGACUGGGCUGCGACGAAUAUCCUUUUCCUCAGAGCCGACGCCUCCGGCUUGUGCGACAGCGCAGCACACCCAUGGUGGCCUGGCAUUUUCGUCACACGACGUCACCACUUUGGGCGAUGAGGCUGUUGGCAGGGCCGGAUGGGGUAUCACUAAGGCGGAGCGUGAGGAGGCAGAUGCGCAGGCACGGGCGGUGGGAUCCUUGGAGUGCGCGACGAAUCUGGAGGAGAUUGUCGCGUCUGUUGUUGAGCCAUACCAGCGACCGUCGUGGCGGCAGUCUGUGACACAAUGUGCGAUGAAAAAAGCUCGUGCGUUGUACUGCUGGCUCUGCGAAAACAUAACGGUGGUAGUCCCCUCACUUCCUCUUCAAGAGGAGGCAGUUGCAGCUGCUGCAAAAAAGGAUGAUAUACAGAAGGGUGGUGCAGCGGCGCGUGCCACAAAGCGGAAGCAGGCUGCGGAGGCGAACCAAAAUACGGCCCCUGCUGAGGUUAUUGAUACAAUUGUGUUGGCGGUACGACAGCGCACUGCGGAUCCACAGACGAUAGCGCGGCUAUAUCAGAAGUGCCUGUACCUUGCCGGUGUGGAGUGUAAUGUGGUGGAGGGACACGUGCGAGGGCGCGCACCGGAGGAAGUUGUCGAGUGGGCGUGGAACAUUGUACUGAUCCCACAGGAGAACAACACCACGUUGGAGUACUUAGUGGACGUAUCUCUCUCCGCUCAUACUGGUCCCCUGCGGGGCGUUGCGCGGGGAAAGGACACUGUGGAGGAGGUGGAGUCGCUGAAGCCGCCUGCCUUGAAGGAGCCAGUGCCGGCCAAGUCGAAGCGCACCGCCCCCGUGGAGGAGGAGAAGCCAAAGCGGAGUUUCUUUGACGGCCCCGUGUUGGCAGCCUGCGGCUCAGAGGAGGGGAAGCGCAUGGAGAGUUUCUACUUCGCCACACACCCGCAGCGGUUUUGCGCCACGCAUUUCCCCAGGGAAGGGCGGUACACGCUUUUGACGUCGCCACCGCGAAAGGUUGUGUGGGAGGGCGCACCGUGCCUCACCCACACUUUCUUCCGCUUCCCGCUCGCGCUCGCUUCGCAUCGGCGUCGCUGCGCCAUGACAGUACGCUCAACGCCGUUCCACAUUAGCCUCAUCAACGAGCAGCCUGGGCGAACAGAGCUGUGCUGCGUUGUCUACAAGGGUGCCCUCGAGGAUCUGCCGGAGGUCUACAGCAUGGCGACACCGCUUGGGCCACAGUGGUCGUGGCACCAGCGUGAAGAGUCCACUGGUUGCGAAACAUUCACUAUAAUGGUGCCAGAGAUAGGCUACUACAGCGUUAUUUUCGGUGCGCGGGGUAUCCGAAGCGAUCCUUUUUCCGCUGCCAUCUCGGAGGAGCCAUUUGUGCCUGUCGUGGCGUAUCAAGUACUGGUGACGUUCGUGCCGCAUCAGGUGCCGCAGCUCCCGCGCCAACACCUUAGCCCGUCUAUUUGUAAGCUUCUCUCACCACUGACACACCAGGUGGCGGAGGGUACUGCACGAUUUGUUGUCAUGCCGUCGUGCGCCAACGUCGCUGGCGUUGCGGUGGUAUUGCGCCACGUAAAUGACGGAUCGCGGACCUUAUUGUCGUUCUUGCAUUUCUCACCCGCGUCUGUUGCAUACAUAGGUGAAAUCAAUCUGGAGAGCAGCUGCGAGGCGGAGGUGUGGCUGCUUUACGCUGCACCAGAUCAUAACUACGUUAACACGACAGAACUUCCUCGGGUGACGUCGCGAUUCCAAGCAAAUUCACCACCCAACCGUUGUGAUGCCGAGAAUGGCCAUGAAACGCUGCACCAUGUGUCGCAACCACAGACGGCGCCACGCCGGAUGGCAUUUGUCCCUUUUGUGACGGGGAUUGAGGUGAAGAAGUUGCUUGUGGCAGCUAAGGGGACGCAACAUAUUCAGCCACAACCUUCUUUGGAGGAUGAACGGCAUUCAACCAUGCGGCGCCUUAUUGGUGUGACACCUGAGCUGUACGACGAGGCGGCUGCUGUUGCGGCGAAGAGGUCACAGCCCGUUGGUUCAUACUUUGCCAGAGAGAUUUCGGCGGGGAAAAAAUCUUCGGGUGAUGUAUGA